AUGUCUCCUACAGCUGAACUAGACCCACCAGUUGAACGUAAAAAAACACGAACAGAGAACUGGAAAGACGAAGAAAAAAAUGAACUUCUCUCACUGAUAGAGAGACACAAGAGAGAGAUAGAAUGUAAAGUACGAACCAGCGAAUGUAAGAAAAAAGUAAAACAAGCCUGGGAUGACGUCACACGAGAACAUAGAGCAAAAUACCCGUCACGUGACCUACAGAAAGUGAAAGAACAAUAUCAGAGGAUGAAAUCUUUGGCUAAACAAGACAUGAAAAGGGCAAAGAGAGACCCUCAUGGCAGUAGACUUUCUGGUUUUACUAGAAGAAUAUUUGAUAUUUGUCCUGAAGAUUUUGUAGACUUUAAGGAUCUUUUUGAUUCUGAAUUAAACACUGGGGAUACAACAGAGCCAGACCAAGUCACAGAUGUGGUUGAUGGAACAAAUAGCGGCAGUUUUCAGCCGUCUUCUAACCUUAAUAGUGAAGGUCACCAGGAUUCGACGGAAAUUUACAUUGAACAUAACAUGGAUGAUUAUGUAACCUCUUCAAACUCGCAAAUUGAAGUUACAGCAAAUUUCAACGAGAAUCAAGAGGUUACUCAGGAGCUGUUUUACGAUAAAUUAGACCACGUCUUAAAUAGUGGAGACAUUUUAUUAGACCUACUAGGCGUCAGAUGGAGGAAUUCGCUAACACAGAAGGGAAAAAAAAAAUCUCAUACAUCUACACAGGUUAGACACGGAUGUAGAAACUUGAACAAAAGACGACGGUUUGGUGACAUUGAUGAACUGGAAGUAGAUGAACGGAGGAUAAAAUUGGAAAAAGAAAAAGUGGAUUUGGAAAUAAGUAAAUUAAGAAUGAGAGAGAAAGAAGAAAAAAUAAAGCAAAAAUCAGAGAAACAUGAUCUGGAAAUACAACUAAAAAAACAAAAACACGAACAAAGAAUGAGAGAAAGAGAAGAGAAACUGAGAAUGGAGAUAGAAAGACAUGUGCUAGAGCAGAGACUUUUAGAACAGAAGCUUCACAAGGAAGAAAGUAAAGGGAUGUUGACAUCAAGCCACGAGAUACUGGAUGUAGUAGGACCCAGCUAUACACAGCUGUAG
Molecule: messenger RNA, 1098 nt
Organism: Physella acuta
Lineage: Eukaryota; Metazoa; Mollusca; Gastropoda; Physidae
Source: RefSeq, a predicted model, not a curated record